Chironomus riparius is the source of this 2756-nucleotide messenger RNA. NCBI's taxonomy places the organism in Eukaryota, Metazoa, Arthropoda, Insecta, Diptera, Chironomidae. The record is from the annotation of a GenBank genome assembly.
UUUUCAUGUCCAUAAUUUCAUUCAGUAAUAGUCGACUAUAAUGUUGUUUCUGGUGUGAAUAUUUAUCUGCUCUCUCUUGAGUAUCAUUAAGUUCUGUGUCGGUGUUCACAACAAAUGUUACAAUUUUUAUUUAAUUCAUCGCUCAUGAAGGAUUGAUAACAGUGAUAGUGCUAAAAGAUCUUACUGUAACUGUGUAAAAGGACAUUUUAAGAGAAAUUUGAAACAAUUUGAAUAAUAUUUAAGUUUUAAAAGUAAAAAUUUAAAAUUUUCAUAGUGGAAAACUCAGAAAAAUUCAAAAUGACUAAAUUUUCAGAUGCACUUCUUGCUGAUUUACAAAACACCGUCGUACCAAGUGGAAAUGCUAACUCAUUUAAAAACGUUGACAAUAAUACUUCCGGCUACGGAUGCUUGAAAGGCGUCAAGAAAAAAGAAGUAUUGUACAACAAUGGUGACAAUCAUUCUCACUCUUCUGUUCAACAGAAAGUCGUUUAUAGCAAUACCAUGCAAUCACCAGCAAGUGGAAAUCUAAAUGAAUUAGAUUCGCUUCUUAAUGACCUGAGUAAUGCACGGUAUGGUAGUGGAUUUGAAAAGAAAUAUCAACAAAAUAGUGUCAAGGAUUCGGGAAUAUCACAAGAGAUUAUCGAUCAAAUUCAACGACCAUCUGUUGAUACUUUAUUGGAAGAGCUCAAUGUUCGAUCUUCUAGUCCAGUAUAUGCUGUUCCUCAUGAUGAAAAGCCAAACUCUGGACGGCAGGUUACUAUAACUGUCAAGCAAACAACAACAGAACGUGUUGAAGGAAAUCCUAGUCAAAUAAAUGGACAAAAUUCGUAUAGCACAUCAGCAUCAGCAUUAGGUCACAAUGCAUCAUCUGCAACGAAGGAACUCGAUGACCUGAUGGCAUCUCUGUCGGAUUUUAAGAUCAAUCCAAGCCAUCAACAAACAUCUGUUACAGACUACGCAAAACCUACAAAAGGUAUAUCACAUUAUCAAGUUGGUGAGGAAACAGUCGUUGAAACAACACACGGCAGAGAGCCACGUCGUGACCAGUUAGAACUAAUGCUUGGAAAUUUACAAGCGGAUAUGUCGCGUCAAGGAGUUAAUACACAACAAAAAGGAUGUUGUUCUGGUUGUGAAAAACCAAUUGUUGGACAAGUUAUUACUGCACUUGGAAAACAAUGGCAUCCGGAACAUUUUACGUGCAACCACUGUAAUCAAGAGCUCGGAACUAGAAAUUUCUUUGAGCGUGAUGGAAACCCUUACUGCGAAGCAGAUUACCAUAAUCUUUUUAGCCCACGAUGUAGCUAUUGUAAUGGGCCAAUACUUGAUAAAUGCGUUACAGCUCUUGAUAAGACUUGGCACACUGAACAUUUCUUUUGCGCACAAUGCGGUCAACAAUUUGGAGAUGAAGGUUUUCAUGAGCGCGAUGGAAAACCUUAUUGUCGUAAAGAUUAUUUCGAUAUGUUUGCACCACGCUGUGCAGGAUGUAAUCAGGCGAUCAUGGAGAAUUACAUAUCUGCUCUUAACAGUCAAUUUCAUCCUGAUUGCUUUGUUUGUAGAGAUUGCCGACAGCCAUUUUAUGGUGGUUCAUUCUUCGACCACGAAGGAAUGCCAUAUUGUGAAACUCAUUAUCAUGCAAAACGUGGCUCAUUGUGUGCUGGAUGUUCCAAACCAAUUACUGGUCGCUGUAUAACAGCAAUGUUCCGCAAAUUUCAUCCUGAACAUUUUGUUUGUGCGUUCUGUUUGAAGCAAUUAAAUAAAGGUACAUUUAAGGAACAAAAUGAUAAACCCUUCUGUGCUCCAUGCUUUGAAAAGCUCUUUGGAUAAAUGGUUGAUUUUUUUAAUAAAUAUUUUUUCUAUCAUUAUUUUUUCUUUCGUUUUAUAUUUGGUUAAAUUAUAAUUUAUUUGUUGAUAUUUUUAACAUAUCAAUCAAUUGAUCGAAGAAAAUGUUAAUCUUCUCAAUCAAACUUUGUUUCUAUAUUAAGAUACAUAUCUUAAUCUACCAAUAUAUAAUUAUCUUAUCCAUUAAUAAAUAUAUUUAAAUUACAUUGAGCAAUGAAAUGAUUAUCGCAGAAUAAAACCCAGGAAAGUUUUUUUUCUUUAUAUCUUUAUUAUGGUUUAAAAAACAAAAUAAUCAGCUUCAAAAGUAUUAAAAUAAAUGUGCAAAAUUUUAUUGACGUUGGGAUGUGCUUAUUUGAUGAAGAAAAUGUGAACGUUAAAGAAAUGCAGUGCCAAUAAACUUAAUUAUAAUGUUAAUUUUUUUUCUACACAAAAUUGCAGUUGCAUAAUCACUCAAAUAUCCAAGGAGUUUGAUAAUAAAAAAGAUUAUUUUGUAGUUCCUGACACGAUUGAAUAGUUUCUUGCAAAAUUAUGAAGCCAAAAUUUUAACGAAAAAAAAAAACAAAAAUUAAAUAUGAAAAUUUUAUUUCUUAAUAAAAAUAUAAAUUUCACGUAAAAAUUUCACGCUCAAAUGAAGUGUAAAGUAAACAUCUCCACGUUUAUAAUCUUGUAUAUGACCUCUAAAUAUUUAUUCAUUGAAAAAAUGAUUUUCAUUCUCAUUGGAGCUCAAAACAAUUUUCUGUGCAACUACUAAGGAGCAAAUAUAUAAACAAAAGCAUUAAUUGAUUUAAAGAUACAUUGAUUUUAUAAAUUUUGUUAUUUUUCAUUAAAAAUUUUAUUAUGAUUACUAAAUAUUACUAUAAACUACUAGAUGAAACAAAUGUAAAACUAAUAAAGCUUCCAUGCAAUUUUAUACUAAA